UGCCUUAAGAGACGCCUGAACUGGAUGCAUGUCGUGUGGGCGCGAACGGACUACGACGAGGUCAAAGUCUCGUCGAUGAUAUGAACAUACUCGGAUGACCGCGUCAGCAUUUUCCUCAACGUUCGCAAGAACAUCUACGCUGCUCAUUUUUGCCGUCUGGGGAGUUUGUCAAAGGACCAACAUGCUGAUCGCAUAUGCCUGCGGCCGGUUGCGCCGUUGCGGCCAGGCUCUCCUUCUCGCGCCUGGCCUUUUGCGGUUUAAGGCGCUGUGCACGGGCACUAACCUAGCUAGGUACUGCGGGCCUAUAACACUGCCAGGCAUUCGUCGCUACAUCCAUACACGCUAUGCGCGUAUGUCAUGUACACGUAUGUACAUUUCUAAGGUACCUCCUAUUUGAGGAGGUUAGGUACCUAAUCUAGCCUAGCCUCUUUUUAGAUUCCCACCUGUAAAUGACGUUAGUUGAGCCACA
Durotheca rogersii is the source of this 469-nucleotide messenger RNA. RefSeq lists its product as uncharacterized. The coding region runs from base 95 to 397 and encodes 100 amino acids. NCBI's taxonomy places the organism in Eukaryota, Fungi, Ascomycota, Sordariomycetes, Xylariales, Xylariaceae. The record is from RefSeq and is a predicted model, not a curated record. The transcript has a single exon.